UGCAUCAUUAUGUAUCGUUUGGCUUGACAUGUGUGAGUUCUCGCCAGGAUCCGUAGCUUCUUCCCCGGACUGACUGUGCGCCACGAUGUCACUAAUAGCAUGACUUAAUAUUGUACAUAUUUAGUGGACAUGCCUACUAGUAGACCUACGAACAACAUGUCGUUCCUGUCCCCGAUCAUUUCGUGGUAACGUUUGUAUAAAAAGAAGUCAAAGAUGAAUCUUCCGCCCAGAGUGUACCAGUUUCUUGUAGGCCUUUUCGCCUCACUUGGCUCGCUGCUAUUCGGGUAUGAUCUUGGUGUCAUAGCUGGCGCAAUCGCCUGUGAGUCUUUCAAGGCUGAGUUUGAUCCCACCGAGAAUCAAAAGGGUGCAGUCGUUAGUGUGUUUACGGGAGGAGCAUUCUUCGGUGCACUCCUUGCUGGUGCCACGGGAGACUAUUUUGGCCGAAAGAAGACAAUUUUGCUGGGCGCGACCAUAUUCAUUCUUGGCGGAGGUUUGCAGACUGGCGCGCAGAGUCUUGAUUUUCUAUACGCCGGACGGUGCCUUGCGGGCGUCGGUGUUGGUUUCCUGACCAUGAUAAUACCACUCUAUCAAGCAGAAACUGUACACCCUGACAUUCGUGGGCGGGUGACUUCUUUGCAGCAAUUUAUGCUUGGAGUCGGAGCUCUGAUAGCGUCUUGGACAUCUUAUGGAACAUAUAUAGGUUUCGCUCCAGAUGAUAGCAGGCAAUGGCGGGUCAGCUUAGGAAUUCAAAUCAUCCCAGCCGGCAUCCUCGCACUCUGUAUCCUCCUAUUUCCCGAGUCGCCAAGAUGGCUCAUCGAUCAUGGCAGACCAGGUGAUGGUCUGUCGACUCUUGCAAGACUACAUGCUAAUGGCGAUGAAAACGAUCCUUGGGUUCGUGCUGAGUUCGACCAAAUUCAGGAGGCAAUCACAUUUGAGCAUGAACAUGAAGCCAAGUCUUAUACCGAGCUUUUUACUGAUAAGUCUUCCUUUCGGCGGCUUUUCCUUGCCUGCGCCUUGCAGGCAUCUGUGCAAAUGACCGGAGUCAGCGCAAUUCAAUUCUUUUCGGUCGAUAUCUACGGACAGAUCGGGAUUGCUGGAAACGAUACCUUGAAAUAUCAAGCUAUCAGUUCAGUCUUGGCCUUGAUUGCUGAGUUUCUCUGCAUGUUACUGAUCGACCCGAUUGGGCGUCGUUGGCCACUGAUCGGAGGUAACCUUGGAAACAUGGUCACUUUCAUCGUCGCCACAAUUCUGCUGGCGAAGUUUCCGCCUGGCGAGUCAGGCAACCAUAGUGCGGCAUGGGGGUUCAUUGUCAUGACGUGGUUGUACAACUUCUCGUUCAGCUUGACGUGCGGACCGUUAAGCUGGAUCAUUCCGGCGGAGAUAUUCGACACAAAGACUAGAUCGAAAGGUGUUUCCAUCGCCACAAUGACUUCUUUCGCAUUCAACACAAUGAUCGGACAAGUAACGCCAAUUGCGAUGGCUAACAUCAAAUAUCGAUUUUACUUCCUCUUCAUCAUUUGCAACUUUACCAAUGCUUUGUUUUUCUGGGCCUUCUUGCCUGAGACAGCCAAGCGGCCCUUGGAGGAGAUGCAUUACCUCUUCACAAAUGCACCAUACUUUGUGCCUAUGAUGAAGAAGUCAGAGUUCGAAACGCACGAUUUGGAGCGUCGUGUAGAGGAGGUUGAGAGGAAGCGAGCCCUUUGA
Molecule: messenger RNA, 1704 nt
Organism: Pseudovirgaria hyperparasitica
Lineage: Eukaryota; Fungi; Ascomycota; Dothideomycetes; Acrospermales; Acrospermaceae
Product: general substrate transporter
Exons: 6
Coding region: 214-1704 (496 amino acids)
Biological process (GO): carbohydrate transport; transmembrane transport
Cellular component (GO): membrane
Molecular function (GO): carbohydrate:proton symporter activity
Source: RefSeq, a predicted model, not a curated record